Molecule: messenger RNA, 14160 nt
Organism: Cercocebus atys (sooty mangabey)
Lineage: Eukaryota; Metazoa; Chordata; Mammalia; Primates; Cercopithecidae
Gene: SPTBN5
Product: spectrin, beta, non-erythrocytic 5
Exons: 66
Coding region: 1447-12615 (3722 amino acids)
Biological process (GO): actin cytoskeleton organization
Cellular component (GO): cell projection; plasma membrane; cortical actin cytoskeleton
Molecular function (GO): phospholipid binding; actin filament binding
Source: RefSeq, a predicted model, not a curated record
GCGUCUCUCAGACGCAGGGAGCUGCACCCCACCCGAGACCACGGCACCUCUCAGCGUCACCCCUGACUGCCUGCAGUGGGCCCAGGCAGUUCAGGUGUGACUCCCUAGCCCAGCUCUCAAGGACGGGCUCAGCUGCUGUCUUACUGUGGGCUGUGGCUGCCAGGAGCACCUCCCUGAGGAGUGGGCUGUCGCUUCAGAGACUCCGGGGCUACUGGGAGACACCCACAAACACGCACCCCAGCCCACACUGCUACCCUGAGUUUAGCCACAGGGGGGCGAGACCACCAGAAUUAGAACCUGCCUUCACUCUGGCAUGCAGUCCACGGCUGCUCGGGGAGGAAGGGAUAGACGCCCACCAGCUCCCUGUGCACCCCUGCCUCCGAGCCCUGGGUCACGGCCAGCUCUGUGGAGCCCAGAGUUAACACCAUGUCUCUCAUUUUGGAGGAGACUCCACAGCCCCAGCAGUUCCAGGUCGCCCCUUCCUCCGGGGAGCCUACCCUUCAGCCCCAGGCUUGGCAGGCUGCACCUCUGGCAGGGCCUGGAAAGCCAAGCGCAGGGUGUGUGAGGCCCUCAGUCUAUGGGCUGUUCCCUGGGGGUGAAUGAGAAGACCAUGGCCCAGGACGCUCCCUCAUACCCUUGCCCUGGGUGUUCACAGAGAGGCCCCACGAGGGUACAGAGGGCAGCCUCAGAUUGGGAAGUGCGUCCACAGGCUUCCCACAGAGGCUCUGCCCUUCGGUGCCUCCUACGCAGACUGCAGCACCCCCACAGAGCUCCAACCCGGGGUGGCAGGACCACCCCAAGGGCCUCUGCGUCCUGGGAGCCAGGACCCCCACCUGGAGUUGGGGAAGUUGCUGGUGGGGAAGGGAGGAUGAUGAAGGAGGAGAUCAUCUGGCAAUGGCCCUGGAGCAUUCUUGAGCCACCCCCUCCCAGUCUGGGCCACGCCCUGUGGCAGGUGGGAGGACAAUGUCGCCUGUGUGCCGUCACCCCAGCACGCUGGCUCAAGGGGACGGCUGUGGUGCGGUUGCACUCCAGCCUCGGCCUCUCCUGAUGUCCCUCUCCCUCCCUGCACAACCCCUGCUAUCUGCCAUCUCCAUCCAUCCAGCAGGGUCACCUCCACAGGACCCAGGCGUCACCAAGGUAAGCAGUUUCCUGUCUUCCUUCCACCUACUCCAGUCACUGCAGUAGAGGGACCUGGCAGCAGGGGCUCUGGAAAGAAGAAUCUGGAAGGUGGGGUGGGGCAAAGGGGACCCUGGGACAUUCAAGCACAGGGGAUCAGAAGCACUGGCCCUUGCCUGGCUGGUCUCCAAGCUGCAACCACCAUGAAAUGUGAGGACAGUCUGGCAAGGCAGGACCCCAGGCCCCUGGCACAUCAUCCCCUAACCUGCAUGCCCUCCAGGUUUAGGGGGCUGUCCAGCAGUUCCUCAUCCCCAAAGGGCUGCAGGCCUGAUGGCUGGUCAGCCCCAGAGUCCCCGGGAGCUCCUCGGAGCUGCAGGGCGCUGCAGCAGGAGGCCCAGCACGAACCUCCGGGUCCCGCCCAGUCCAAGUCUCACCGUGGACUCUCAGUACGAGACGGGCCACAUUCGCAAGCUGCAGGCCCGGCACAUGCAGAUGCAGGAGAAGACUUUCACCAAGUGGAUCAACAACGUCUUCCAGUGCGGCCAGGUGGGCAUCAAGAUCCGGAACCUGUACACAGAGCUGGCUGAUGGCAUCCACCUCCUGCGGCUGCUGGAGCUUAUCUCAGGGGAGGCCCUGCCACCCCCCAGCCGGGGCCGCCUGCGCGUGCACUUCCUGGAGAACAGCAGCCGAGCCCUGGCCUUCCUCAGGGCCAAGGUGCCAAUACCACUCAUCGGGCCAGAGAACAUCGUGGAUGGAGACCAGACACUCAUCCUGGGACUCAUCUGGGUCAUCAUUCUGCGUUUCCAGAUCUCCCACAUCUCCUUGGACAAGGAGGAGUUCGGGGCCAGUGCAGCCCUGUUGUCCACCAAGGAAGCCCUACUGGUCUGGUGCCAGCGGAAGACAGCCAGCUACACCAACGUGAACAUUACCGAUUUCUCCCGAAGCUGGAGCGAUGGGCUGGGCUUCAAUGCCCUCAUCCAUGCCCACAGGCCAGACCUGUUGGACUACAGCUCCCUGCGUCCAGACCGCCCACUGCACAACCUCGCCUUUGCUUUCCUGGUGGCUGAGCAGGAGCUGGGCAUCGCUCAGCUGCUGGACCCCGAGGACGUGGCAGCCACACAGCCAGAUGAGCGCUCCAUCAUGACCUACGUCUCCCUCUACUACCACUACUGCUCCCGCCUGCAUCAGGGGCAGACUGUCCAGAGGAGACUCAUUAAGAUCCUGCUUCAGCUCCAGGAGACAGAGGCGCUACAGACCCAGUACGAGCAGCUGGUGGCCGACCUGCUAUGCUGGAUUGCAGAGAAGCAGGCGCAGCUGGAGGCGCGGGAUUUCCCAGAUUCGCUGCCCGCCAUGCGGCAGCUACUGGCAGCGUUCACCAUCUUCCGCACCCAGGAGAAGCCACCCCGGCUGCAGCAGCGAGGGGCUGCAGAGGCCCUGCUCUUCCGGCUACAGACAGCACUCCAAGCCCAGAACCGCAGGCUUUUCCUGCCUCCUGAGGGCCUGGGCCUUGCAGAGCUGUCCCAGUGCUGGGCAGGGCUGGAAUGGGCAGAGGCCGCAAGGAGCCAGGCCCUGCAGCAGAGGCUACUGCAGCUGGAGCGGCUAGAAACCCUGGCCCGGCGCUUCCAGCGCAAGGCAGCUCUCCGGGAGAGUUUCCUUAAGGAUGCAGAGCAGGUGCUGGACCAGGCCAGAGCCCUGCCAGCCAGCCUGGCCAUGGUGGAGGCAGCCAUCCAGAGGCUGGGCAUGCUGGAAGCUGGCAUCCUGCCCCAGGAGGGGCGCUUCCAGGCCCUGGCUGAGAUUGCAGACAUCCUCCAGCAGGAGCAGUACCACAGCUGGGCAGAUGUGGCCCGCAGGCAGGAGGAAGUUACCCUGCGCUGGCAGAGGCUCCUUCAGCGUCUGCAGGGACAGAGGAAGCAGGUGGCAGACAUGCAGGCUGUGCUGAGCCUGCUGCAGGAGGUGGAGGCUGCCUCCCACCAGCUAGAGGAGCUGCAGGGGCCGGCCAGGUCCACCGCCUGUGGGCAGCAGCUGGCAGAAGUGGUGGAGCUGUUGCAGAGGCAUGACCUGCUGGAGGCCCAAGUCUCGGCCCACGGAGCCCAUGUGAGCCAUCUUGCCCAGCAGACAGCAGAGCUGGACUCCUCCCUGGGCACCAGUGUGGAGGUGGUGCAGGCCAAGGCCAAGACACUGGUCCAGCUCCACCAGAGCCUGGUGGCUCUUGUCAGGGCCCGGCGGGCCCUGCUGGAGCAGACCCUACAGCGGGCAGAGUUCCUGUGCAACUGUGAAGAGGAGGAAGCCUGGCUGAAGGAGUGCGGACAGCGGGUGGGGAAUGCGGUCCUGAGCCAGGAUCUCAGCCAGAUCGCAGGCACCCUGCAGAAACACAAGGCCCUGGAAGCUGAGGUCCACCGCCACCAGGCCGUAUGCGUAGAUCUCGUGCGGAGGGGACGCGACCUGAGCGCCCGCAGGCCCCCGACGCAGCCGGAUCCCGGGGAACGGGCAGAGGCCGUGCAGGGCGCGUGGCAGCUGCUUCAGACCCGGGUGGUGGAGCACGGCGCACGGCUGCAGACAGCCCUGCUGGUCGUGCAGUACUUCGCGGACGCGGCGGAGGCAGCUUCGUGGCUGCGCGAGCGGAGAUCCUCGCUGGAGAGAGCGUCCUGCGGUCAAGACCAGGUGGCCGCGGAGACGCUGCUGCGGCGCCACGUGCGGUUGGAGCGCGUCCUGCGCGCCUUCGCGGCCGAGCUGCGGCGGCUGGAGGAGCAGGCGCGGGCGGCCUCGGCCCGGGCGUCGUUGUUCACGGUGCAGUCUGCCCUGAGCCCUCCAGGAGAAAGCCUGAGGAACCCAGGGCCCUGGAGUGAGGCUUCCUGCCACCCUGGGGAUGCCUGGAACACCGCGCUCCCAGCUGAGCCUGACCCUGACUUUGAUCCCAACACCAUACUCCAGACACAGGACCACUUGGGUCAGGACUAUGAGAGUGUGCGGGCCCUGGCAGAGCGCCGCAGGGCCCGGCUGGAGGAGGCCAUGGCCCUGUUUAGCUUCUGCAGUUCCUGUAGGGACCUCCAGUUGUGGCUGGAGAAGCACACAGCGCUGCUCCAAAGGGUGCAGCCCCAAGCUGACAUCCUGGAAGUCACACAGCUCAAAUAUGAGAACUUCCUCACUGCCCUGGCUGUGGGAAAGGGCCUCUGGGCUGAGGUCAGCAGCUCUGCUGAGCAACUGAGGCAGAGAUAUCCUGGGAACUCCACACAAAUCCAACGACAGCAGGAGGAACUGAGCCAGAGGUGGGGGCAGUUGGAGGCCCUGAAGAGGGAGAAGGCCGUGCAGCUGGCGCACAGUGCGGAAGCGUGCAGUUUUCUGCAGGAGUGUGGACCCACACAGGUCCAGCUGCGAGACGUGCUCCUCCAGCUGGAGGCCCUGCAGCCGGGGAGCUCAGAGGACACCCGCCACACCCUGCAGCUGGCCCAGAAGACGACUCUGGUGCUGGAGAGGAGGGUCCACCUCCUCCAAAGGGUGGUCAUAAAGGUCGAGGAGUCAGGCCACGCAGAGAGCCAGCCUCUGCAAGGACAGGUGGAGACACUGCAGGGGCUGCUGAAGCAAGUACAGGAACGAGUGGCCCAACAGGCCCGGGGCCAGGCUGAGGCUCAGGCCCGGCAGAGCUUCCUGCAAGAGAACCAGGAACUGCUACUGUGGGCAGAGAGUGUCCAGGCUCAGCUGCGCAGCAAGGAGGAGUCGGUGGAUGUGGCCUCGGCUCAGCGGCUGCUGAGGGAGCACCAAGACCUGCUGGAGGAGAUCCACCUGUGGCAGGAGAGGCUGCAGCAGCUGGACGCUCAGAGCCAGCCCAUGGCAGCCUUGGACUGCGCAGACUCCCAAGAGGUGGCCAACACUCUGAGGCUCCUGGGGCAGCAGGGCCAGAAACUGAAGGCUGUGUGGGAGCAGAGGCAGCAGUGGCUGCAAGAGGGGCUGGAGCUGCAGAAGUUUGGCCGAGAAGUGGAUGGUUUCACUGCCACCUGUGCCAACCACGAGUCCUGGCUGCACCUGGACAACCUUGGGGAGGACGUGAGGGAGGCCCUGAGCCUGCUGCAGCAGCACCGGGAAUUUGGGCGGCUCCUGAGCACCCUGGGGCCUCGGGCAGAGGCUCUGCGGGCACGCGGCGAGAAGCUGGUUCGGAGCCAGCACCCAGCUGCACACAUGGUCAGAGAGCAACUGCAGAGUGUCCAGGCACAGUGGACCAGGCUCCAGGGCAGGAGUGAGCAGAGGAGGAGGCAGCUGCUGGCUUCCCUCCAGCUCCAGGAGUGGAAAUGGGAUGUGGCGGAGCUGACGCAGUGGAUGGAGGACAAGGAGCUGAUGGCGGCACAUGAGCCCUCCGGAGCGCGCAGAAACAUUCUGCGGACACUCAAGCGGCACGAAGCAGCUGAGAGCGAGCUUCUCGCCACCCGCAGACACGUGGAGGCCCUGCAGCAGGUCGGCAGAGAGCUGUUGAGUAGGAGGCCCGGUGGCCAGGAGGACAUACAGACUAGGCUUCAAGGCCUGAGGAGCAGGUGGGAAGCCUUGAACCGCAAGAUGACUGAGCGUGGGGACGAGCUCCGGCAGGCUGGACAGCGGGAGCAGCUCCUGAGGCAGCUGCAGGAUGCAAAGGAGCAGCUGGAGCAGCUCGAGGGGGCCCUGCAGGGCUCAGAAACGGGGCAGGACCUGCGCUCCAGCCGGAAGCUGCAGAAACGGCACCACCAGCUAGAGAAUGAGAGCCGGACCCUGGCCGCCAAGAUGGCUGCCCUCGCCUCCCAGGCCCGUAUCGUGGCCGCCUCCCCGGCCAUCCUGGAAGAGACCCAGAAGCACCUCCAGAGGCUGGAGCUUCUGCAGGGGCAUCUGGCCAUCCGGGGCCUGCAGCUGCAGGCCUCAGUGGAGCUGCACCAGUUCUGCGACCUGAGCAACAUGGAGCUCUCAUGGGUGGCUGAGCACAUGCCCUGCAGCAACCCCACCAGCUAUGCCGAGUGCUUGAAUGAUGCCCAGAGCCUUCACUGCAAGCACAAGGAGCUCCAGGUGGAGGUAAAAGCUCACCAGGGGCAGGUGCAACGGGUGCUGAGUUCUGGGCGGAGCCUGGCAGCUUCAGGGCACCCCCAAGCCCCACACAUCAUGGAGCAGUGCCAGGAGCUGGAAGACCGCUGGGCAGAGCUGGAGAGGGCAUGUGAGGCGCGGGCCCGGUGUCUGCAGCAGGCUGUCACUUUCCAACAGUACUUUCUGGAUGUGUCAGAGCUGGAGGGCUGGGUGAAGGAGAAGCAGCCGCUGGUGAGCAGUCAGGACUAUGGCAGAGACGAGGCAGCCACCCUCAGGCUCAUUAAGAAGCACCAGGCUCUACGGGAGGAACUAGCCAUUUACUGGAGCUCCAUGGAGGAGCUUGACCAGAGGGCCCAAACCCUCACUGGCCCUGAAGCCCCUGAGCAGCAGCGUGUGGCGCGGGAGAGGCUCCGGGAGCAGCUGCAGGCACUGCAGGAGUUGGCGGCCACACGGGACCGGGAACUGGAGGGGGCCCUGAAGCUGCACGAGUUCCUGAGGGAGACUGAGGACCUGCAGAGCUGGCUGGCACGCCAGAAGCAGGCGGCCAAAGGAGGGGAGAGCCUGGGGGAGGACCCCGAGCACACCCUGCACCUCUGCACCAAGUUUGCAAAGUUUCAGCGCCAAGUGGAGAUGGGCGGCCAGCGGGUGGCCGCCUGCCGGCUGCUGGCGGAGAGCCUGCUAGCGCGUGGGCACAGUGCUGGCCCCGUGGUGCGUCAGAGGCAGCAGGAUCUGCAGGCCACCUGGUCGGAGCUGUGGGAGCUGACCCAGGCCCGAGGCCACGCGCUCCGAGAUGCCGAGACCACCCUCAGAGUUCACAGAGAUCUCUUGGAAGUCCUCACCCAGGUCAAGGAGAAAGCCGCGAGCCUCCCCAACAAUGUGGCACGGGACCUGCGUGGGCUGGAGGCCCAGUUGAGGAGCCACCAGGGGCUGGAGCGAGAACUCGUGGGCACCAAGCAGCAGCUGCAGGAACUGCUGGAGACUGCAGGCAGGGUGCAGAAGCUGUGCCCGGGGCCUCAGGCCCAUGCGGUGCAGCAGAGGCAGCAAGCUGUGAUGCAGGCGUGGGCAGCGCUGCAGCGCCGCGUGGAGCAACGCAGGGCCCAGCUGGAGCGGGCACGCCUCCUGGCCCGCUUCCGCACAGCGGUGCGCGACUACGCCUCCUGGGCAGCCCGAGUGCGCCAGGACCUCCAGUUGGAGGAGAGCUCGCCAGAGCCCAGCCGUGGCCCGCUGAAGCUCAGUGCCCACCAGUGGCUCCGGGCGGAGCUGGAGGCCCGGGAGAAGCUGUGGCAGCAGGCCACCCAGCUGGGCCAGCAGGCACUCCUGGCUGCAGGGACACCCACCAAGGAGGUCCAAGAAAAGCUUCGAGCCCUGCAGGACCAGCGGGACCAGGUGUAUCAGGCCUGGGCGCGGAAGCAAGAGAGGCUGCAGGCUGAGCAGCAGGAGCAGCUCUUCCUCAGAGAGUGCGGCCGCCUGGAGGAGAUCCUCGCGGCCCAGGAGGUCUCCCUGAAAACCAGUGCCUUGGGGAGCUCGGUGGAAGAGGUAGAGCAGUUGAUUCGCAAGCAUGAGCUCUUCCUGAAGGUUCUGACUGCCCAGGACAAGAAGGAGGCAGCCCUGCGUGAGCGGCUGAAGACGCUCCGGCACGCCCAGGUGCAGGACCUGCUUCCUGCCCUGCUGCAGCGCCGGGUGAGAGUGAAGGAGCUGGCGGAGAGCCGGGGACACGCCCUGCACGCCUCCCUGCUGAUGGCCAGCUUCACCCAGGCCGCAACCCAGGCUGAGGACUGGAUCCAGGCAUGGGCCCAGCAGCUGAAGAAGCCGAUCCCUCCUGGGGACCUGAGAGAUAAGCUGAAGCCCCUGCUGAAACACCAGGCCUUUGAGGCUGAAGUCCAGGCCCAUGAGGAGGUCAUGACCUCUGUUGCCAAGAAGGGAGAGGCUCUCCUGGUACAGAGCCACCCUCGAGCGGGAGAGGUCUCCCAGCGGCUGCAGGGCCUUCGGAAGCACUGGGAGGACCUGAGGCAGGCAGUGGCCCUCAGGGCCCAGGAGCUGGAGGACAGGCGGGACUUCCUGGAGUUCCUGCAGAGAGUGGACCUCGCAGAGGCCUGGAUCCAGGAGAAGGAGGUGAUGGUGAAUGUUGGUGACCUGGGCCAGGACCUGGAGCACUGCCUGAAGCUCCGACGGCGGCUUCGCGAGUUCCGAGGAACCUCGACCGGGGACACAGUGGGUGAUGCCCGCAUCAGGAGCAUCAGUGACUUGUCACUGCAACUCAAGAACCGGGACCCUGAGGAAGUCAAGAUCAUCUGCCAGCGGCGAAGCCAGCUCAACAGCAGGUGGGCGAGUUUCCAUGGCAACCUGCUCCAAUACCAGCAGCGGCUCGAAGGGGCCCUGGAAAUACACAUGUUGUCUCAAGAGCUGGACAGUGUCACCGAGAGGAUUCAGGAGAAGGAAGCCCUGAUCCAGGCCCUGGACUGCGGGAAGGAUCUGGAGAGCGUGCAGAGGCUGCUGCGGAAACACGAGGAGCUGGAGCGGGAAAUGCACCCCAUCCAGGCCCAGGUGGAGUCCCUAGAGCGUGAGGUGGGCCGCCUGUGCCAGAGAAGCCCUGAGGCAGCCCACAACCUCAGGCACAGGCAGCAGGAGGUGGCUGAGAGCUGGUGGCAGCUCCAGAGCAGGGCCCAGAAGCGGAGGGAGGCGCUGGAUGCCUUGCACCAAGCUCAGAAACUCCAGGCAACGCUGCAUGAAUUGCUGGUCGGCGCCCAGAGGCUGCGGGCUCAGAUGGACAUGAGCCCCACUCCUCGCAGCCCUGUGGAAGCCCGGCGUAUGUUAGAAGAACACCAGGAGCGCAAGGCCGAGCUGGACUCCUGGACAGACAGCAGCAGCCUGGCCCGAAGCACUGGGCAGCGACUGCUCACAGCGGGGCACCCCUCCACGCCCGACAUUCGCCAGGCCCUGGCUGGCCUAGAACAGGAGCUGAGCAACCUGGAAGGGACCUGGCAGGAGUACCAGCUACAGCUGCAGCAGGCCCUGGAGCUACAGCUGUUUCUGAGCUCCGUGGAAAAGAUAGAACAUUGGCUUAGCAGCAAGGAAGACUCCCUAGCCAGUGAGGGUCUGUGGGACCCCGUGGCCCCCAUGGAGCCCCUUCUGUGGAAGCAGAAGAUGCUGGAGCGGGACCUGGAGGUGCAGGCAGGAAAGAUCAGCGCUCUGGAGGCCUCGGCCCGCAGCCUGCACCAGGAUGGACACCCCGAGGCCCCGAGUGCCCUGGGCAGGUGCCAGGCCAUGCUCCUGAGGAAGGAGGCGCUCUUCAGGCAAGCCGGGACCCGCCGCCAUCGCCUGGAGGAGCUCCGGCAGCUGCAGGCCUUCCUGCAGGACUCCCAGGAGGUGGCCGCGUGGCUGAGGGAGAAGAACGUGGUGGCCCUGGAGGAGGGUUUGCUGGACACAGCCAUGCUGCCAGCGCAGUUACGGAAGCAGCAGAAUUUCCAGGCGGAGCUGGACGCGAGCAGGCACCAACAGCAGGAGCUACAGCAGGAGGGACAGAGGCUGCUGCAGGGGGGCCACCCAGCCUCGGAGGCCAUCCAGGAGCAACUGCAGGAGCUGGGAGCACUCUGGGGUGAGCUGCAAGACAACUUCCAGAAGAAGGUGGCCAAGCUCCACAACGCCUGCGAGGCCCUGCGUCUGCGGCGGAGCAUGGAGGAACUGGAGAACUGGCUGGAGCCCAUCGAGGUUGAGCUGAGAGCCCCCACUGGGGGCCAGGCCCUGCCUGGGGUGGACGAGCUCCUAGGCACACAGAGGGAGCUGGAGGCAGCAGUGGACAAGAAGGCCAGGCAGGCUGAGGCACUGCUGGGCCAGGCCCAGGCCUUCGUGAGGGAAGGCCACUGCCUUGCCCAAGAUGUGGAAGAGCAGGCCCAGCGGCUGCUUCAGAGGUUCAAGAGCCUGAGGGAGCCCCUGCAGGAGCGCAGGACGGCCCUGGAGGCCCGGAGCCUCCUCUUGCAGUUCUUCAGGGACGCCGAUGAGGAAAUGGCCUGGGUGCAGGAGAAGCUGCCUCUGGCCACUGCCCAGGACUAUGGCCAGAGCCUGAGUGCGGUGCAGCACCUGCAGGAGCAGCACCAGAACCUGGAGAGUGAGAUGAACAGCCAUGAGGCUCUGACCCGGGUGGUGCUGGGCACUGGGCACAAGCUGGUGCAGGCAGGGCACUUUGCCGCCCACGAGGUGGCCGCCCGUGUGCAGCAGCUGGAGAAGGCCGUGGCCCACCUGCGGGCAGAGGCGGCACGGAGGCGGCUUCUGCUGCAGCAGGCUCAGGAGGCCCAGCAGUUUCUGACUGAGCUCCUGGAGGCGGGAUCCUGGCUGGCCGAGCGGGGCCACGUCCUGGACAGCGAGGACAUGGGCCACAGUGCUGAGGCCACACAGGCCCUUCUGCGGCGGCUGGAGGCCACCAAGAGAGACCUGGAAGCAUUCAGCCCACGCCUCGAGCGGCUGCAGCAGAUGGCAGCACUCCUGGAGAGCAGGAAGAACCCAGACAGCCCCAGGGUGCUAGCCCAGCUGCAGGCAGUUCGGGAGGCCCACGCAGAGCUGCUGCGGAGGGUGGAGGCCAGGGGGCGUGGCCUGCAGGAGCAGCUGCAGCUACACCAGCUGGAUCGAGACACCCUGCUCCUCGACGCCUGGCUGACCACCAAGGCAGCCACCGCUGAGUCCCAGGACUACGGGCAGGACCUGGAGGGCGUCAAGGUGCUGGAAGAGAAGUUUGAUGCUUUCAGAAAGGAAGUUCAGAGCCUGGGCCAGGCCAAGGUGCAUGCCCUGAGGAAGCUGGCAGGCACCCUGGAGCGGGGCGCACCCAGGCACUAUCCCCACAUCCAAGCCCAGAGGAGCCGCAUUGAGACCGCUUGGGAGAGGCUGGACCAAGCAAUAAAAGCCCGCACAGAGAACUUGGCUGCAGCCCAUGAGGUCCACAGCUUUGAGCAGGCAGCAGCCGAACUCUGGGGAAGGAUGCAGGAGAAAACGGCCCUGAUGAAGGGAGAGGACGGAGGCCACAGCCUGUCGUCUGUGCGGACCUUGCAGCAACAGCACAGGCGCCUGGAGAGAGAGCUGGCAGCUAUGGAGAAGGAGGUGGCACGGGUGCAGACGGAGGCCUGCCGACUGGGCCAGCUACAUCCUGCGGCUCCAGGGGGCCUGGCCAAGGUGCAGGAGGCCUGGGCCACUCUGCAGGCAAAGGCCCAGGAGCGAGGCCAGUGGCUGGCGCAGGCUGCACAGGGCCAUGCCUUCCUCGGGCGCUGCCAGGAACUGCUAGCAUGGGCACGGGAGAGGCAGGAGCUGGCAUCCUCUGAGGAGCUGGCUGAGGACGUGGUGGGGGCUGAGCAGCUCCUUGGGCAGCAUGAAGAGCUGGGGCAGGAAAUCAGGGAGUGCCGCCUUCAAGCCCAGGACCUGCGGCAGGAAGGACAGCAGCUGGUGGACAACAGCCACUUCAUGUCCCCGGAGGUGACAGGGUGUCUGCAGGAGCUGGAAGGGCGGCUGCAGGAGCUGGAGGAGGCCUGGGCCCUGCGCCGGCAACGCUGUGCCGAGAGCUGGGGUCUGCAGAAGCUUCGGCAGAGGUUGGAGCAGGCUGAGGCCUGGCUGGCCUGCCGGGAAGGCCUCCUGCUGAAGCCCGACUAUGGGCACUCAGUGUCAGAUGUGGAGUUGCUGCUACACAGACACCAGGACUUAGAAAAGCUGCUGGCAGCCCAGGAAGAGAAGUUUGCCCAAAUGCAGAAGACAGAGAUGGAACAGGAGCUCCUGCUGCAGCCACAGGAGCUGAAACCUGGGAGAGCCGGCAGCUCGCUGACAUCCUUUCAGUGGAGGCCCUCUGGACACCGGGGGCCAGGAGCGCAGCUGGCUGAGACGAGGGGCCCCCAGGAUUCAAAGGGUGCCCCCACCAUGGAGGGGCCUUUGGAGUUCAAGCAGCACCUGCUGCCUGGCGGGAGGCAGCCCAGCUCGAGCUCCUGGGACAGCUGCCAUGGGACCUUGCAGGGCAACUCCCUGAGCCUGUUCCUGGAUGAGAGGAUGGCAGAGGAGAAAGUAGCUUGCCUGGCCCUCCUUGACCUCACAGGAGCCCGGUGUGAGAGGCUGCGGGGCCACCACGGCAGGAAACACACAUUCUCCUUAAGGCUGACCAGUGGGGAAGAGAUCCUGUUUGCAGCACCGUCCGAAGAGCAGGCUGAGAGCUGGUGGCGAGCCCUGGGCAGCACUGCAGCCCAGAGUCUCAGCCCGGAACUCAAAGCCAAACCUGUCAGCUCUCCGAAUGAGUGCGCGACCGAGGAUGCCCGGCCUGGACAUCUACUCAGGUGGGACACACCUGGGCGGGGGGAGCAGGGCGGGGAACCCUGGGCUUCAGUGGCUGGCAGGUGCUGCCCUCUGAAGCCUGAUAUUCUGGGCCUCAGACUGUCUCUGUUGGGCUGUGGGGAAAUACUACUGAACACUCAGCUGCCCCUGCCCACUCUCAGCUGAGAGGAAUCCAGGUCACAAGGCCCAGAUUUCCACAGACUCAACAGCACUCCCCUCCCAGGGCUCACUCCAUGCCCUCCACAGUGUGGGGGCCCUGUAGACAAAGCUGCCUGGGCUCCCUGUGCCCCUCCUGCUUGGUUGCUUGGAGGAGGGGCAGCCAGGUUUCCCUCUGCCUGGUGCUGAGAGCCUGCCUGGGUUUGUUUCCCGGGGGCCCAGGCCCUCCUCACUUUCCUCCCUCCUCUCUGCUCUCCAAGGCACAGCACGUUGGCAGGACGGCCAGAUCCUGCCCCACCCUUGUUCCAACCCAUUCUCUAGCUGGUCCUCCCCUGCUUUCCCCAAUCCCCACUUCCCGGCAAUGGAGAGGGCCACUAUGUCCUGGACUGCAGGCGAGGGAGGAGGAGAUGCGAAAGUGAUGUAUAGGGCAGGUGGCUCUUACCUGGCUCCUCGGUCCCUCCUUGUAGAUCCCAGCAUCACUUCGAUGCUCAACCCCCUCACCCACAUCUCCUUUCCCUCCAAACCAGAGGGCUUCAGGCUCUCCGGGGGGAGGGGACACCUGGGGUUAGGUGAAAAUGAAGGAGGCACUGGAGACAGGCACAUCCUCCGUGCAUGGGCCCCAUGCCAGGAUGAGCCUAGACAUGCACAUGCAUAUAUAGCUGUGUGCCUGGAGGGCUCAUACCACAAGCGGUGCCAGCCACAGCUGUGGUCUCCAGUGUAACUAUCUGCUCCCAGUCCUGCAGGGCCCAAUAUAUGAUUUAGAUGAUGUGUUGCUGAUGAGACAGGCCUUGUCCUGGACACGGUGGCUCCUGAGGCUACCAGGACAGCCAUUUCUUCUGCUGUCUCUAGCCCAGGGCUGGGGUCGCUAGACCAGCUGACAGACGUAGAGUUGGGUUAUGAGAGUCGAGGCAAUUCCCAGCCCCUUACCCACAGCUGCUGCAGCGCCUGUCAGCUCUGGAAUCCACUCGCACGCUUACUCUAGGAGGCUGGCUGGUCCAGGGGCGGGCAGGGCGCCAGUGUUUGGAGAAGAUUCUGGGGUGGCCAUACCCUACUAAAUUCACUCUGUUUUCCCAACAGGUCUGAUCCCUGAGGUGAACCCCAGGGCAACACCAAACUUCAGGGCCACAAGCGAGGACGCGUCUAGGGGACCAGAAUGAGACCCAGCCACAGGCAAAAGGGCUCUUUCCCGUGGCUGCUUCAACCCAGUUCCCCAGGCCCAGCUUCUGGAAUAGACAGUUCCUUGUUAUGCCACCAUGUGGCAGGAAACAGCCAUUGCCUGGCCUCCCCCUCCACUCCUGUCUGGGUGAAGAGGAGACGUGUUCCAGCAGAGCAGGUGGGCAAGGCCAGGGCUACCCCAGGCCCACGUGGCCGCCUCCUUGCUUGGAGGGGUGACUGAGCACAGGUGGAUGUGGACGUGUGCAGAGAAUCUACUCUUCGGAGGAAGCCCACGCCGACGAGCGAGCUCUGUACCAGCCCUUGCCACGUACAGCCAAAAGCCUAGAAUGACAUGGCCCUUCUCCGCAGUAAUAACAGCUGGUCUCAGAUAGCGCCUCA